CACUCAUUCUUUAGCUCAUGAGCUUUUGCUUUCGUUGCUAGUUCUUGCCCCAGAUUGAAUUGAACAAACGGCGGCAAUGGCUGUUGGCUCGGCUGGCCUCUACAACAACGACGUUGGCCGAGGGGGGAGCGAGGGACGCCGAGAAGCUCAGGUUCAUCGAGGAGAUGACCUCCGACGUGGACUCCGUGCAGGAGCGCGUCUUGGCCGAGAUCCUCGCCCGGAACGCAGGCUCCGAGUACCUCCAGAGCUGCGGCCUCGACGACGGCCUCGUCGACCGCGCCAUCUUUCGUGCCAAGGUGCCGGUGGUGUCCUACGACGCUCUGAGGCCGUACAUCCAGCGCAUUGCCAACGGAGACAUAUCGUCCAUCAUGUCAACGCACCCCGUCUCCGACUUCCUCACAAGCUCCGCCACCUCCGGCGGCGAGCCCAAGCUGAUUCCCAACGUCGAGGACGAGGGCGGCCGACGCCAGCUUAUCUUCGGCCUCCGCGCGGCAGUCGCAAAUCUGCACUCCCCUGGGAUUGACAAGGGGAAGGGACUCUACUUUCUCUUCGUGAAGCCGGAGACGAAGACGCCGGGUGGGCUCACGGCCUGGUCUGUCCAGACCAGCAUCUACAAGAACGAGAAUUUCAAGAAUUUCUCACGUAACCACACGAGCCCGAGGGCGGCCUUACUGUGCGCGGACACGUUCCAGAGCAUGUACGCGCACACGCUGUGCGGCUUGUGCCAGCGCCACGACGUGCUCCGCGUCGGCGCCGUGUUCGCUUCCACCCUCCUGCGCGCCAUCCGCUUCCUCCAGCUCAACUGGGAGCAGCUCGCCGCCGACAUCGAAGCCGGCGGGCUCACCUCACGUGUCAACGACGCGUCGGUGCGGGAGGCGGUCGCCGGCAUCCUGCACCGACCGGAUCCCGAGCUCGCCCAGUUCGUCCGGGAAAGCUGCUGCAAGGACGAAUGGGCCGGGAUCGUCACGCGCAUUUGGCCGAACACGAGAUACCUCGACGCCGUCGUCACCGGCGCGAUGGCGCAGUACAUCUCGGCCCUCAACUACUACAGCGGCGGGCUGCCGAUUGUGUGCAGUAUGUACGGGGCCUCGGAAUGCCACUUUGGCAUCAACCUUCGCCCGCUGUGCGACCCGGCCGACGUGUCCUACACCAUCAUGCCCAACAUGGCCUACUUCGAAUUCCUCCCCGUGCACGAGGAGGCCACCGGCGGCGGCCAGCCGGUGGAGCUCGCCCGCGUGGAGGCCGGGCGGGAGUACGAGGUGGUGGUCACCACCUACGCCGGGCUGAACAGGUACCGCGUCGGCGACGUGCUCCGUGUGGCGGGUUUCCACAACGCGGCGCCGCAGUUCCAGUUCGUGCGCCGCAACAACGUGCUGCUCUCCGUGGAGACCGACAAGACCGACGAGGUGGAGCUGCAGUGCGCCGUGGGGCGAGCCUCGGAGCUGCUCCGCUUGCACGGCGCGUCCGUGGCGGAGUACACCAGCCGCGCGUGCACCCGGCGCAUCCCGGGGCACUACGUCAUCUACUGGGAGCUGCUGGCCGCGGGCGACGCCGCGGUGGACAAGGAGACCCUCGACGAGUGCUGCCUGGAGAUGGAGGAGGCUCUGAACGCGGUGUACAGGCGGAGCCGGGUGGUGGAUGGCUCCAUUGGGCCGCUCGAGAUCCGGGUGGUCCGGCCCGGCACCUUCGAGGAGCUGAUGAACUACGCCGUCUCCCGCGGCACGUCGAUCGGACAGUACAAGGUGCCCCGGUGUGUCACGCUCCCGUCCAUCAUCCAUCUGCUCGACUCGCGCAUCAUGUCCACUCACUUCAGCCCUACCUUACCACACUGGACCGCCACCCGGCGCUACGACUAGGAGGAGUCAGGGUCAUCGUCACCAAUAUGUUCGGAAUAGUGGGUGUGGUUAGAUUUAAACAAGUCUCUGAUAUGUCGAGAAUGGUCUGGAAAAUUUAGGCAUCCUAAAAUUAAAAUUUUCCCUUGGCUAGUUCUUCAAGGCAGAAUAAUUACGGUCUGCAAAAAGGGAGCCGCAUUUUCUAUUCAAAUGCUGCUGCACCAUAAGAGUCUGAGACAUGAUUUAUGAUUGGAUGAGCAUAUAGUCUGCAACAUUCUCAUGAAGUGCUCUUCAAACAGUCAAGCAAUGAUGGACCGACAACGAUGAAUGGCCUAACUAUCCUAGAAAGGCAGGAAUCUCCCUGGAAAUGCUUGUGUGCUGGGAAAUCUGGAACGAGAGAAUUACUAGGGUCUUCCGUAACGAGGAAUCUUCAACCACGAGAGUGGUGGCAAUAAUCAAGGACAAGGCGAAGACAUGGGUUAUAGCGAGGGCUAAAAUUUUAAGCAAUU
Messenger RNA from Hordeum vulgare subsp. vulgare (domesticated barley), 2341 nucleotides. Its product is annotated as indole-3-acetic acid-amido synthetase GH3.8-like. The transcript is spliced from 2 exons. Gene Ontology annotation, cellular component: cytoplasm. The record is from RefSeq and is a predicted model, not a curated record. Bases 165 to 1856 code for a protein of 563 amino acids. Gene Ontology annotation, molecular function: acid-amino acid ligase activity. Lineage: Eukaryota; Viridiplantae; Streptophyta; Magnoliopsida; Poales; Poaceae.